Penicillium samsonianum is the source of this 1953-nucleotide messenger RNA. RefSeq lists its product as uncharacterized. The coding region runs from base 91 to 1953 and encodes 620 amino acids. The transcript has 4 exons. NCBI's taxonomy places the organism in Eukaryota, Fungi, Ascomycota, Eurotiomycetes, Eurotiales, Aspergillaceae. The record is from RefSeq and is a predicted model, not a curated record.
CUUAUUCUCAUAUUCUCAGUUGCUUAACCUCACCUUCCUAUCAACACUUCAAAAUACAUUAUCGCCGACACCCACCAUGCCAAUUCCACCAUGACGUCCCGCGAAGAAACCGUCCUAGCUCCCACCGAUGCCUCUAUCACUGAUGAGAACGAUUGGUGGGAGUUCGGUCUGACCGAUGUGAAGGUCCUAAAGCCCGGGAAGAUGCUAUAUGCAAACCUACUGGACGCUACCGAACAGAACCCAGUACAGGUGAUCGGCUGCUUAGAGCCGCUUCGUGAGGACCAGGAACACUUGGUGCUCAACCCGGACAACCCUCCUAAGCGCAUUAUUAUUGACGAGGUCACACACUAUGCCUACGGCCAAACCGAAGAUAAGAGCAUUGAGCUCUGGGUUGCCGGUAAGGCGGGCUGGUACGACAUCAUUUCGCCCGCCAAGGGUUUCACACCCACAUACAAUCGCAUGGUCCAGGCCAUUGAUAUGCUGUAUUUCCUGGUCGAUAAGCAUCAGCAAGGAAAGAGACAGAUCAAUCCCUCUUUUAGGAGUCUCUGUGAACAAUACACUUACCACACAUAUGGCUCAUGUGAGACCCGAGAACAGUCAGCUGAGGUAUUUGCGACACAUGCUUCCUUCUUGCUUCGCUGCAUGAUCCAAGGUGAUGCAGAUGUGGAAUGGAAGAAGACAAAUGUCUUCGUCCAUCUGCGUCGCCUAUUUAAUGAUGAGUAUAAUAGGCUGAUGGAAGAACUUUCGCCCUCUGAGGAAAGCGAAACUGAAACCCAAGACGAACCAGAAGUGACAACUCCUCGACAUCAGCCUGCGGCAAUCUCAAAAUCACAAGCCGAUGCCAUCUAUCAGUUGCUCAAGGAUCUCAGAGAAGAAGGUCACUUGGCAAAGCGGCGCCUGCAUAUUGACCUCCUGGGAGAGCGCUUGGCAGAACGAUUCUCUUUCAGCAACGAAGAUGCCCAGAAAGUCAUUGCCAUCAGGGCAAGCACCGUGCUGGAAAUGAUGGAAGAAGAGGACUUUAGAUGGUCUCGCUAUGUCAUCCAUAGGGAACUCACACAUGCAUCCACGAAAUCCGCCCCUCUGCCAGGUGCACUCUUAACCCCCCUGGAUUCGCAGGAAGAAUCCAGCGACGAUGAACGGUACGUCCGGACUCAGAAGUCUGUGCUGCGUCCAAAAGUCCACACGGUCUCCAAUAAAGUGACCGGCAAGCGAAACCGCAAUGCCUCCACAAACCAGCAGACAGUCGAAUCCAACGACGAAGACCAAGAGGACACCGAUGAAAUCGACGAGAUCGACGAGGUCGAAACACCCAGCAAAACCCGUGGCCAUGAACUAAUCAGAGAUCCAUUCUCAGCCACAAAGCCUCGGACUCGCUCGUUCUUGUCAGCCUCCUCGAGCGGCGCCGGCUCCUCUCUUAUGAAGAGCCUGUUCAAGGACAAUAUCAAGAAAGACAAACUCCAGACUCCUCCCGUAUCUUCGUCGCCCUCACGGCAAAAGCUUCUGUCUCCAGAGCUGGAUCCCGCCCCAGAUACGUCACAGGAAGUUGAAGAGUUCAUCGACGAUACUUCUGAUACCUGGACAUGCCGCAUGCCCGGAUGCGAGAAGGUGAUUUCGACGACCGACAGAAUCGAGCGCAAGAAACUUAUUGGGGACCAUGCCGGAGAGCACGAGUGGGAGACGCAGAUGAAGGUCGAGCUGAUGGAGUCGGAGAAACGCAUGCAUUCUUCCUUCCCCGUCAACAACCUCAUGCAAUACGUCGUUGACGCGCACGUGCUGCAAAUGCGCGCCGCAUUCCCGGAGUUCUAUUCUGCUAAAGAAAAUAGCACGGCUCAGAACGGUGAACAUCCCCUGGAUGAAGAGACAUCCAUUCCGGAGACCGGGGGAUUAGAAGAGGAGGACGAAGAAGAUGAUGAAGAUCAGGAGCUUGAGGACCUUGCGAACGGCUACACCUGA